Molecule: messenger RNA, 3257 nt
Organism: Aspergillus melleus
Lineage: Eukaryota; Fungi; Ascomycota; Eurotiomycetes; Eurotiales; Aspergillaceae
Exons: 2
Coding region: 120-3257 (1045 amino acids)
Source: RefSeq, a predicted model, not a curated record
UUCCCCUCCACCACGACCUUUCUCUUCUCCGUCAAUCACUUGAUGUUUGGUCCUUGUUGACCUGAUGAUAUCUCGUUUCACUAAAACCUUUUGAAAAUUGAUCUUUCGCUAUUGUAAACAUGGUUUUUCUACGUCUCACUGUCAAGGUCUAUCCCCGCGACCAACUCUACUCCUCUUCCCCCCAUUCCUUCCGGUCGAUGCCCGAUGACCGUGAUCGUGAUAAAUCUAGUCGGAGCUCUUCAACGCCAGAGGGUGGGAAACCAGCCAGAUUCAUGCUGGUCCUCGAACAACCAGAGGAAAUAACAUUGGGUGAGCUUUCUAGUAUGAUCCGAGAGAGAUGGAAGAAGCUCAGACCUGGUGCGGAUCCCCUGGAAAUCAAGAAAUUGUUGGACGAUUCUCACGAUUCGGAUGAUCUCGAUGUGGAUAUGACUGUUGCCGACGUUUUUGUUGACUACGGCCGAGCUCGCGCAGAUGGGAGUGACCAGCGCGGCACCGUGCGGGUCAUCCAAAAGCCAGCCCCUUAUACCCCCGUACGAUUUUCGUCGGUGACUCAGGACUGGGACGGCGCGGCGAAUCAGUUUGAGCGCCCGUUCAGAAUCAAGGAGGCGAUGGCUGGUAAACAUUCAACUAUUGUCGAAGAACCGCAGCGAACCCCGGAAUCCGACCCCCACAAUUACGGUUGGCGUGCAUCGUCUGUCCACGACCAGGGUCGUGCCAUGGAAGGCCCUCUGCCAUCCACAGAGACAGAGGAAAUCCCAGGAUCUCCCCAAGAGUGGGCUGGCAAGUCUCUUCUCGAUGAGGUCAGUGUACCGGCUCGUCGUGGAAGCACGGUGGCGCCAACCCCCCAGCACAAGCGCAUGGAAAGUCAAGAAUUGGGUGAUUGGCCUCCCGCAUGCCCAGUCCCAACCCACCGGGGACAACAAGCAAUUGCCUUUCCCGGAUUCACAGAAGCUGAAGCGCUUUCGAACGAACCCCUCUUGGAAUUGCCGGAGGAAUCUUAUGAUGAACAAGGAUCGGAGUCACCAUCCACCACAGACAAAGAUUCAUCCCACUCAGGGCGUUGUAUCGAGUUAAACCCGGUCAAGGAAGCAUUUCAGACCAACCAGACGAGCGCAUUAGUCCAUGGGCAAGUCGAGGGGAAAGAUGAGGAAGAAGCACAGGAAGAAGCACAGGAAGAAGGCGAAGAAGAAGGCGAAGAAGAAGGCGAAGAAGAAGGCGAAGAAGAAGGCGAGGAAGAAGGCGAGGAAGGAGAUGAGGAAGAAGGAGUGGAAGAGGAGGUGGAAGAAAACGACGAAGAAGACAAUGAUCAAGACGACGAUCAAGACGAUGACCAAGGCUCCAUCGAUAUUCAGUCUCGUGAAGAAACUGGAGUCCAACAAAUUUUGAACCAGCCACACGAACAUCGCGACGGGGACGGUGAUAUUACCAUGAUCAGCAGUGCUUCAAAGGAAAAUCAAGAUCCCGCCGGACCCUUCCGUGGCGACGAUGAAGAUCUGGAGUCCAAAGAUUCGGCAGAUGUCGAAUGUCUCGUUUAUUCUUCCAAAGUGUUGGGCAAGAGGAAAAAAAGCCAGGAAGAUCACGAGCCAAACAAGGAGCCGCGCCUGGGCCAAUUCGGUAGCCAUCCUGCUUCGUCAAUGAAACCAAACCGACCGAAAACCGACUUCGAGAAACCCGGAACUCCCGUAUCUAGUCCGUCGACAUCGCGAAAGAGAGAGAGAAUUCCGUCCUUUUCCAGACUUCCUCGUCGCCAGAGCUGUUCCGAGGGACCAGAACAUCCCCGACAAGGUCUAGGGCUCGGCAUUACUAGAAGUCCACCCAAAAAUCAACCACUGGUUCAUGAUCUAUCCCACGAUCCUGUGCGGUCUGGUGAUAGCACACCUUCGAGCAGUGCGUUUAUGCCCCGCUGGGGCUCGAAGUUCCAGACUCACUCAACUCCCAUGAAUGCACCGUCCCCCAAGCAAGUAGACAAGGGCCAAAGGCUGCAUUCGGCGCUUCGCAAGGGAAUUCCAGCAAACAGGUCGCCUGAAUGCCGGUCGGUCUCUUUUGUAGACGAGGAUGUUUCAAUCGUCAACUCUAGCUCCACACCAGAGUCGGCUACUGAGAAUAUUGCGAAACCGAUUACCAGUUCUUCAUCGGAUAGAAGACAGUCGGGGCACGGCUCUAUGGUGUACCCUCCUAAUCUGUCGGCCGAAGACAUUGAAAGGACCGAAAAGGAGGCCGAAGAACAAAUUUCUAGGAACAUAAGAGAAAGGGAGCAACUUGAGGAACUCAAGAGGAGGUUCAAAGCGGCCGAGCAACAUUAUGUAGGUAAACGUCGAAACAUGAUAAACGAAGUCGAAAAGCUCUUGGGUUCAAUCGAAAAGAACCAGAAAACGGACGGGAGGAAGGCUAGAACUGCCGCGAAGAAAAUUACUGCCUUAUGCGAAGCAUACCUACUCGAUAUCGAGCAGGAAAUGUCCCACUAUGAUAAGGGAAACACAACCUUGAAUCCCGCGACGCCUGAAACUAUAUGCCAUGAAGACCCACCUGCAUCGAAGAACACAACGCCUCAUUCACAGCCUCGAGUCGCUAGUAGUACAUCCAAAGCUGCAACCCCGGAAUUUUUCGCCAGACCUCGCCGUGCGCAGGCAAAUGAACAAGCGACGGUGACGAACGAGCCGGUUCUGCCCCCGGUACAAAAACCAUUGUGUCGAACCGGUACAACAAGCACGUCUACUACCACCACAGUCAACCGUUCGGUCCCCAAACAAUCUUCUCCUGAUGACCCAUUUGUCGUUUCGUCAGAAAUUGAGCCCGAUGCUUUGCCUGAAAAAGAGGGCUCUGUGGAUGAUGACCAAUCCCCACCAAAAAAGGAAGGUGCGUCUCAAUGUGGCAAUGUUGCAAUUGUUAAAGCCCGCACCAAAACAUCGGCAACGCCGUCUCAGGUUGCGUCAGUGAUGUGGCCCCAACAGCCAUGUAGCUCGCAAAAACGGCGCACUAUGCAGGACAUAAAGGCGAUGCAGGCGAUGCAGGCGAGGGAGCAACAGGAAAAAUCACGGCCGAAACCGGUGAAUGCCUGGCGUCAGAGUGAAAGCGAGUCGUCGAGUAGCUCGUCGGAUAGCGAUAACAGCAGCGAUGGUGGAAAAAGUGAUUCUGACGAUAAUGAGAUUCCGGAUAGCGAUGACAACAGCUGCGAAAAUGGACAAGGUGAUUCUGGCAAUGGUGAUAUUGCGGCGAGUGGCCAGGUGAGAAAGCUCAGGGCUGCCAAACGCCGGUAG